AUGUCUCUCUCUAAAAAAAAACCCACCAGGCACUGGAGGACCGCCCGCUUGCGGCUGUCUGGCUCAUCAGAUUUCCCUCUCCCCCUCGCCCCGAUUCAAAAAUUUCGUCGCCCAUCUCUCUUCCCCACCCCGCUGCCGAUCCAUCUCCAUGCCCAAACCCUAGCCCCCGCACCCCUCCUCCGCCCCCGGCCACCUCCGCCACCGCUCCGGCAGCCGGCCAUGGAGAACCUCUUCAUGCAGGUCUUCGAGCGCCGGGACUGGGUCACCGGGCAGAUGCGCCAGCAGGUCGACUCCCACGCCGAGUCCCUCGCCUGCGCCUUCCUCGCCGCCGGCCACCGCCCCCCGCCGUGGCUCCUCCCCUCCUGCGCCGCCGGUCCGCAAGAGCUAAAUGGUAAACCAAUUGUUCCGGGGUUACUUUUCGCUGGAAGCCAGAUUACUACACCAGCAACCAACAGAACUGUCUUUCAGCCACCAGCUGUGCCUAGUAUUUCACUCAGAAAUGUGGUGGUUCCAGAUGGAUAUGCUGGUCUAGACACUAUUUGUGACACCAUGGAUACUAACCAACAUGAAGUGCCUCAGCAAAAACAGGUUUCAGUUGACCAGGAGAUUGUUGAGGCUAAUUCUGAUGUCAACAUGUUCUCUGUGGUAAAGCGUUCCAGGUCAAGGCAGCGGCAUAUUGAAGAUCGCUCGCGUGAGAAGGGUCAAGCUACAAAUAGUGGAACCAGUGAUGUUAUGCAAGACAGGAUGCAGAGGUCUGAACUUGCAACUGCAGGUUCGAACAAAACAACUGCAUCAUUAUCCUCCAAACCAUGUGGUGAUGGUGAAAACAAUGCUGGAACAAUGGCCUCUUUGUCAGGUCAGGAGAAAGGUUUUUAUGCCAACCAGGAUAGAUCAACUGAAUUCGUCAAGUGCAGUAAAGAUGGUGAUCUUGGAAAUCAAGGAGUUCAGUUAGAUUGUUCUCAAAACCAGAUUGUCAGUUAUGAUAAUAAUGUCAAGGUUUCUGUUAGAAGUUCUUUUGAAGUGCAAGUUACAAGCAGUGUGUGCCAUGCACUCCCUGAAACUUAUCUGUCGGUUGAGCCGAAAAAACUUCAAUUUGAUGGUGUUGAAUCAGUUUGCAUGAAUUCUGCAAGUGAACAGACGAUGCAGCAACCAGUAUGUGCUCUGGAAGGUGCCAAUCUUGAUCUUGCUGAGGCGCAUCCCUUAAACGAAGACCCAUCUUCUACCAGCUAUUCUCAAGUUCCUCGUUCUAUGGGCAGAUUAUUGCUUGAUGGUGUGGAAUCAGGAUAUUUGAACCCUGACAGUGCACCAGUGAAGCAGCAGCAGAAAAGUGCUUUGGAAUGUGCCAUUCUUGAUCUUACUGGCGUGCAUUCCGGAAAGGAGGACCAAUCUCCGACCACUUUACUUGAAGUACCUAAUCCUACCGGCAUACUAUUGGUUGAAAGGGAUACACUGCACACUGCAGAAGAUACUGAAAGACUAACGAGACCUGACAGUUCUUCACAUCGGAUCAUCACUCGGAGUUCUGUGUCUUUUGAACAACAGUGCUCUGAUUCUCAUGUUUCACAUCCUCCAUACAGUGAAACUUUGCAGUCACCUAUCCAACUAGCUGAUACUAGUUUUGGGGUUCAUGCGUCAUCACAAAUAUUGCUGGGCAGUCUGUUAGAGAAGGCCGAUAGUGAGGACCUCUCACAUUUACCUGUAAAUGAUGUGGAUAACCACGGCUCCCAAUUGGAGUCUGCUGAAUGCCCUGAGCAGCUUCAACCUCAGACUAGUCCUUUGGGUGACGCUUAUAAAACAAGCCUCUCUCCUUAUGAAAUACAAAGUAAUGACACACAUUCCAAUGGUUGUGCUGUUGUAAAUGUCUCUGUAUCUGAAGAAAAUCACUUAUCUCAGGAGCAACAUUUGUUGGCCAGAACAUCUUUAGAAUUCAAGGAGACCGAUGUGGAGACUCCCUUUGGCCAUGCUUCCCCAGUCACACAAAACGAGACACUCAAUGUGAAGGCAGCAUAUGAUGGGGUCAACUGCCGUUCAGGAAAGUUGGAUGAUGUUCAGGUAAAAUUGUCAGCUUUGACCAAAGCAUGCAACAUUUCUGUCAGCAACAAAAAAGAUGAGUGUGCAGUGCCAGAAGUUAUGAGCAGUGCUUCAGCUAGGAGAACCGGCGAAAUGCACUCAACUGAAAGGAACAGUAUGACUUCGGCCGAAGAUCUGCAACAAAAUGGAACAGAACAAAAGACCUCUUUUCUUGAGAAUGCUGUUAAAGAAAAUGUUAAUUCAUGUACAGCAGAAAACGAUAAACGGAAAUUUUCACAACCUUCUGUUCAGUACCUCUUACGUAGUGCAGCAUCACAUGAGAAAAUUAAUCUGCUCAAGUCAGACAGAAGCAGUGCUGCUUGUGACCAGAAGAGGUCUGUUCAAGAUGGAGUUAAAGGAAAUGAUAGUUUGUCAUCUAAAAGGAGAAGAAUAAGGCGCCGAUCAGACUUUGACCUUUCCAGGACAUCUUGCACAAAUUCAUUGUCUCUGAACCACCAAGUUGACAUUGCUGGUCCUAUGUUGACUGCGACAAAUUUCUCGGAGAAAUCCCAUCCUUCGAGUCCUUACUUCUCAAGGAGUUCAGGAUCCUGCAAGAGCAUGUCUCUGGCAUCAGAGGGGGGAAAUGCUGCAAGUGAUGUUUAUGGAAAUGGGAAUUCUUCACGGGGAAGAAGAAACGCAACUAGCCUAUUAAAUGUUGUCCUUGAUAACUCUCCUACUGCAAGCACCAGCAGGAGAGCAUUGGAGGGAAGGAUCUUCAAAACUUCUCAAGAACAGAAACAAAAUAAGUUGGAAGUUGACUUUCUGACAACGACUGCUGCUUUGCCUUAUUGCUCUGGCAUCCUAUCUCAUAACGAGGAAAACUGCACACAACAGGAAGGUACUUGCUUAGAAGGUCAAGACCUAAAUGUCACUGCUGCAAGUGUGGCAGACCAGGAAAUGGCUCUUGAGACGGAUAACUUAUCAUCUCCAAUUGCAAUAUUAAAUCAAGAAAAUUAUUCUGGAACGGAACCAUUUACUCAAUUCCCAAGUUAUGCUUUAGAUCAACAUGGUGAACAAGCAUCUGCUCCGAAUGCACUGUUUCAUGGGAAAUUAUGUUAUGGAUCCAAUGUUAAACGUGGUAGGAUAUAUAAAAGUUAUGAUCCAAAGGGACAUUUGCUGCCUGGUGCUGCUAUUUCAAUGCCAGUAUUCGAGAGAUUUGAUGUUCCUGGCCAAUUUGACAGCCCAAUUAUCGGAAAAAGGUCAUUUGAGUCCCUUCACGAUUCUUGCCAAUUAGGCACCAUCAGCUCAGGUCCUCCAAACAAGUAUAAUACCAACACAGCGAGUAGUUUGCAUCAGCUAUUGACAACUAUGUCACCAAGAAAAAGUCGCAGCGUUAUGGGCUCUUUUGGAUAUGGAUCGGAACUUGAUUCGUUUUUCAUUUCUGAUGACGUAGCCUCGUGCUCUUCAAAUGCUAGCAGCAGACAAGAGAUUAAUGAAACUCCGUUGACUCCGUCAGUUGAAAAAUAUAGCCUCCAGAAAAUUUCAUCAAGAUGUGGAUCUGGUUCAGAACAUAUGGGUUCUAUUCCUGAACUUAAAAUCUUCCGAAUUGAUGAAGAUAACAGUAUUCUGGAAGAAGAUGAGUACCAAGACAUGGCUCCUGGAUCUGUGGAUGUGAAUUACUCAUGCCAGCGGUCCUCUGAGAGAACAGCACUUCAGGAUAUUACCGGAUUAUGUCAAAACAAUGGAAAUUCUCCAUCUCUUUCGAUGAGAUGCAUGGAUAAAGGUAACAGCAUAGGCUUGAGUGCAGAAUCUGUCAGUCGUGAGCUCACUCAUCAUUCAAAUAUAAAAAAUGAUAGCAUUAAGCGAAAAUACAAUCACCCUACUUCAGUUAAGAGAGAAGGGAAAGCAUCCCGUUCUCUUCAUGGCAGAUUAGGUACGACAGAAAUAAUCAGUAGCACAAAUGGAAGACACAGGAGUGAAGCAAAUGUUGACAAACAAGGCACGGCAGAACUAAAGAGCAGAAAUGGAAGACACAGGAGUGAAGCCAAUGUUGAUAGACAAUCUAAGCCUAGCAAUAUUGUUUCCAAUGUGACAUCUUUUGUACCUCUUGUAAAACAAAAGUUGCAAUCUACAACAGUGUGCGUUAAAAAAGAUGUUAAGGUGAAGGCUCUUAAGGCAGCUGAAGCUGCAAAACGUCUUGAAGAGAAGAAACAAAAAGAGCAAGAAAAACGCAAAGCGGCUGCAAAAGCAGAGCGUGAAAGACUGAAGCAAGAGAAGGAAUUAAAACAAAAACUUGAAGAGGAGCAAAAGAAAAAACGAGAAGUUGAUGCGGCCGCUAAGAAGCGGCAGAGGGAAGAAGGAGAAAAGCGGGAAACAAUGAAAAAAAGAAAAUGCAUGGAUGAAGCUCGAAAGCAACAGAAGCAGCCUAUGGAUAAACAACGAGGCAUGAAGGAUGAGAAAGAUGCUCGUCAAAAAGCUUCUGAUAAUAUGGAGCCAAGGAAGAAUUUGGUUGAUGUAGGCAAAAGCCAAGUUAAAUCUGACGAGGCUACUGAACAUGCCCUUCGAUACAAGGCCAAUGAAAGUAAGGAUGAGAAAGGUGUUGCAGUAGAUGACAGGAAUGCAAGUUUUGGAUCUGAUGCUAAGGAAAAUAUCCUGAACAGUCUUGAGGAGUCCUACACAAUGACUCCGUAUAAAGAUUCUGAUGAUGAGGAUGAUGAUGAUUAUGACGAACAUGAACAAGAAGCAAGGCGCAGAAGGAAAUUUGUUCCUUCUUGGGCUCGAAAAGAAAACUUGGAUAAUAUCUUACUAUCCAAUAAAACAUUAGACCCUAGAGAAAUAUUUGCACGGAAGCUGUCCUUCAACAUACCUGAAGUCCUUUCGGCGCCCGUUCCUCAGCGCGGCUUAAGAUAG
Molecule: messenger RNA, 4920 nt
Organism: Triticum turgidum subsp. durum (durum wheat)
Lineage: Eukaryota; Viridiplantae; Streptophyta; Magnoliopsida; Poales; Poaceae
Source: the annotation of a GenBank genome assembly